CGCGUUACGACGUCACCCACCCCACAGUAAAUACUCAAAGGAUUCACAUCAUAAUCUGGACCAUAUCUGCGCUGGCUGCGUAAACCCGACAUAAUGAAGUUUUCAUCCUCCGCCCUCGGGGUAUUAGGCGCCUCAACCCUGCUGGCAUCAGGCGCCGGUGCAAUUAAUUUGGAGAUUGGCAAUCCAGACUCGAUUAAGAGUGCAGCAAAGACCAUUGCUGCCGGUAUGAGGAAAUACUACACCGGAGAUAAGCCUGGCGAUACUCCUGGAAAUCUUCCUGACCCCUACUACUGGUGGGAGUGUGGUGCCAUGUUCGGGAGUCUGAUCGAUUAUUGGUACUACACUGGUGACUCUCAGUACAAUGCCAUCACUGUCCAGGCUAUGCAGCAUCAGAUCGGUGACUACAACGCUUUUAUGCCCCCUAACCAGACCAAGACCUUGGGUAAUGAUGACCAAGCUUUCUGGGGCAUGGCCGCUAUGUCUGCUGCAGAGAACAAAUUCCAGGACCCACCUGCAAACCAGCCUUCGUGGCUCUCUCUCGCUCAAGCUGUUUUCAACACCCAGGCAGUCCGCUGGGACGAGAGCACUUGUGGUGGAGGUCUAAGGUGGCAGAUUUAUGCUUUCAACAAUGGAUACAACUAUAAGAACACCAUUUCCAACGGAUGCUUCUUUAACAUGGCCGCCCGUCUCUACAAGUAUACUGGCAACACGACCUACAGCGAUUGGGCCGAGAGGAUGUUUAAGUGGGAGCUCGGGGUUGGCCUCAUGAGCAAAGAUUAUCACUACUUUGACGGUACCGACGAUACCAUCAACUGUACUCAGAUCAAUCACAUUCAGUGGACCUACAAUGCUGGUGUGCAUAUGGCUGGCGCUGCCGCCAUGUGGAAUGUGACUCAGUCCGAUGAGUGGAAAGCUCACUUGACCGGAAUCAUCAAUGCUACUUCUAUCUUCUUUUCCACCGAGGCACCGAACGUCAUGUUUGAGGUUGCUUGCGAAUCGAACGGCAAGUGUGACGUCGAUCAACGGUCCUUCAAGGCUUACCUAUCCCGUUGGAUGGGUUACACUGUUAAGGUCGCCCCCUGGACUCGGGAAUUAAUCAUGCCAAGGUUGCAAGCCUCUGCUAAGGCAGCGGCUGCACAGUGCAAUGGUGGCGCUGGCCAGGACCAAUGUGGCCUCAAAUGGACUCAAAACGGACAGAAUGACAACAGCUUCGGUGUUGGCGAGCAGAUGUCUGCUCUUGAAGUCAUCCAGGCUUUGCUUCUUGAUCAAGUCGCUGGGCCUGUCUCAGCAAAUACUGGUGGAACUAGCAAGGGUAACCCAUCUGCAGGAUCUGAGAACCAAAACAAGCCCUUGACUUUCAACAGCAUCACCACAGGCGACAAGGCUGGAGCUGGCUUCCUCACGACCCUCGUUCUUAUUGGUAUUAUUGGUGGAGCGUGGUGGAUGGUGUCGUAAUGGGGAUGUAAAUAUUGGAUUGUUUUGGGUUUUGGUCAAGCUUUCCUUUGUUUACCACUUAGGGUCAGCCGACUUCCUUCACAAGGAAGUUUUCGUCGCUACUUUGGAGCUGCUGGUGUU
Lindgomyces ingoldianus is the source of this 1575-nucleotide messenger RNA. Its product is annotated as mannan endo-1,6-alpha-mannosidase DCW1 precursor. The transcript is spliced from 3 exons. NCBI's taxonomy places the organism in Eukaryota, Fungi, Ascomycota, Dothideomycetes, Pleosporales, Lindgomycetaceae. Gene Ontology annotation, molecular function: mannan endo-1,6-alpha-mannosidase activity. The record is from RefSeq and is a predicted model, not a curated record. Gene Ontology annotation, biological process: fungal-type cell wall biogenesis; carbohydrate catabolic process. The coding region runs from base 94 to 1455 and encodes 453 amino acids.